Molecule: messenger RNA, 579 nt
Organism: Boeremia exigua
Lineage: Eukaryota; Fungi; Ascomycota; Dothideomycetes; Pleosporales; Didymellaceae
Exons: 1
Source: RefSeq, a predicted model, not a curated record
CUCGGCUUGCGUUGCUGCACUUGGGGUCAUCUUAGGGUUUCUUAGGGUUAACUCGCCAAGCAUGGAGCUCUGCUGGAACGCGCAGCCACCCGCAACGCCAACCGCAGCGCAGCACCGCAAGCGACCGCGUGCGAGCAAGAUAACAGUCAGCAACGUGCAAGAGCGCUUCUGCUACCUCCAGCGCUAUCAGGUGCUAGUCUGCAGGGAGCACGCUACCGGCAUACAGAACGUCGAUGUGCACCUGCGCGACCAGCACGGCGUGGCGAGCAAGGAGAGGGAAUGCAUCGUGGAGCACUGCCGGCAAUGGCGGAUCGCCGCGCCGCGAGACGUCGAGCUGCCCGCGCCGCUGGGGCCGCCGAUCGAGCAGCUGGGCGAGCCGCUGGACGUCUAUCGAUGCAGGAUCACCAGCGACUGCGGCUUCUGCACCGCGAGCAAGAGCAGGAUGCAGAAGCACUGCAACAGCGCGCACCAGACGGCUUGGAGCAGCAGAGACGCUGCGCUCUGCGAGAAGGUCAAGGCGCAAACGUUCUUCCGAGCCGGCGGGCUCCAGCGAUACUUCGUCGUCAAGGCAGCGGAGGA